AUGCUUUUUCUUUCGAUUUUGCUGGGCGUUGCCCUCGGAAUCGAGCACUUUCCCUCGAAAUGGGGCUUUGGGGAUGAGAUUGCGCCGUAUGAGCUAGAAGAUUUGACGGCUUUGGAGGAAUAUGUCAGACGGCCAGAUCCUCAUUUUCGAUAUGAGCUUUGGGAAGAGUGUUCUGAGAGAGAAGCUACCUAUAACAUCUACUGCUUUAAAAUGUGGUCUCAACAGUGGCUCAAUGAAAGUGUUUGGUAUUCUCCUCAUCAUGAAAAUGCAGUCUGGUGGCACUGGAUGGUCGUCAUUGUGCCACGAAAAUUUGACGAGGACAUGAAGAAUCACGUGUACAUGCAGAUUGAAGCUGGCAGCAACGGAAACAACAACUACCCGAAUAUUCAUGACAACGAAGACAUUGACGCGGCUAAGAUUCUUGCUGUCGGCGGUGGUAUUGUCACUUCUAUUAUCUUUCAAGUCCCGAAUCAACGAAUCAAGUUCUACGACGAUUGGUGGUACGAGAACGGCGAGCCUCAUGGUAGAAAAGAAGAUGAAUUCUGCGGCUACACUUGGCGUCUUUUUAUGAAUGACUUGACUGGCGAGCCUAUGCCAGAAAUGGCCAAGGGUUGGGGUGAAGAGAUCAUUGCUUACUUCCCAAUGACCAAGGCUGCUACGAAGGGACUAGACCUUUUGGAAGAGUUUUUGAAGGAAGAAAAGAACAUAGACGUAGAGGGUUUCCUCGUCGCUGGUGGAUCGAAGCGAGGUUGGACCACAUGGUUUACCGGAAUUGUUGAACCAGUGAGAGUGAAAGCAAUUGCUCCAGUUGUUUUGGACGUUUUGAACAUGCAUACGAGCUUGAAGCACAGUUUUAUGAUGCUCGGCAACUGGUCCUUUGCUUACGAAGACUUCUACCGCGAGAAUAUUACCCAGAACAUCGAUACCGAGGAGUUCUUUGAGCUCAUUCAGCAUAUCGACGUAUUCACUUAUCGAAAGAAGCUGGCUAAUAUGCCGAUCGUUGCUGUCACGUGCUCUGGAGACCCGUUUUUCAUGAUUGACGAUUCUUCUUUCUAUCUCGAACAAAUGAAGGAACUCGGCGAAAUUCAUCGGUAUUUGAUGGGAAAUUGCGAGCACUCAACUUUAGGACAUUCGUUGACCAACGGAAACAUGUUCCGAAAUAUCUUUGCUUGGUUUAAAAAUCUGAUUCUCGGAAACAAAUCCCCGGGAAUCUCCUGGGAGCACGGAUUCAACGGCGAUAUUCUGUGGGCGACUUUGACCAUCGAAGGCGAUUUAUUGCCAGACGAGGUGAAUAUCAAGUACAGUGAGACUGUUGAGGAAGAACGAACGACGCUUUGGAGAAAAGACUGGCGAUGGACAAUUCCAGAGAAUGAGUGGGAUCUUCCCGGUUAUCAUGAAUCGGACAAAUACCCAACUUCAAAGAGUGAAGAACGGGGAGGCCAGCCAGUGCUCAUUCGCCCGGUCAAAGUAUUUCCUCGAAAAGCGAUUGGAGUUGAUGAAAAAACUUAUUAUUUCGAAAUGAACAUCCCAAGCACCGGUUGGUUGGCAUUUUGGUUCGAUGCGACUUUCACGCUUCCAUCUGGUGACGAGUUUACCACUUCAUCUGAUACCUUUAUUGGCCCUGAUACAUACUUGACUUCCGAGCCUGUUUGCUUCGGAGAAGGAGAAUGCAGAGGAGGCCUGGUCUAG
Molecule: messenger RNA, 1689 nt
Organism: Oikopleura dioica
Lineage: Eukaryota; Metazoa; Chordata; Appendicularia; Copelata; Oikopleuridae
Source: the annotation of a GenBank genome assembly